GUCAUAGGAACAGAUUGCAAAGACGGCUGGAUGGCAUAUCACAAUUCAUGUUACUUGUUUGCACGAAACCACGCGUCGUCCUUCACUGAGGCCGAGCAUUACUGUCAGCAACACGGAGGUCAUCUUAUUACCAUAGAGACGAAAAAUGAAAACCUGUUCAUCAAAGACUUUUUACGCGGCCUGAAAGGCGAAUAUCAUUGGUUAGGCCUAACUGACGAGAUGGUAGAGGGAGUUUGGAAAUGGUAUACAUCAAAUAGAGAUGUAACAUACACAGAUUGGUAUCCUGGUGAACCAAACUCACACAGGGGAACUGAAGAAGACUGUGUUGUCUUCUCGUACACUGAGGACUACAGAUGGCUUGAUGUACCAUGUACCCGUUCGUAUGAACCGAUAUGCGAGAUUGUAUCUGACGAAGUGGAUGUUGUUGGAUGAAUUUAAUUAAACGGCUUAAACGUUGGAUGUUAUGUAGGAAACACUGAAUACAUUUUUCUGUUUAGCAUUUGUUGUUAAACAUUCCGUCUUAAGGGAAUAAAAU
Molecule: messenger RNA, 535 nt
Organism: Mercenaria mercenaria
Lineage: Eukaryota; Metazoa; Mollusca; Bivalvia; Venerida; Veneridae
Product: perlucin-like protein
Exons: 5
Coding region: 31-432 (133 amino acids)
Molecular function (GO): signaling receptor activity
Source: RefSeq, a predicted model, not a curated record